AUGCGCCGCGCGCUCGAGCUCGCGGAAGACGCCGUCGCCGAGCAGGGCGAGGUGCCCGUCGGGUGCGUGUUCGUGAACGACAACAACGUCGAGAUCGCGAGCGCCGCCAAUGAAACGAACGAGGCCAUGUGCGCCACGCGCCACGCGGAGCUCGUCGCCAUCGACGGCGCACUCAAGCAUUCAGCCGCGCGCGGCCAGCCGCUCGACUGGACGCGCUGCGCGCUCUACGUGACGUGCGAGCCCUGCAUCAUGUGCGCGUCCGCGCUCUCGCAGCUCGGCAUCGCCAAGUGCUACUUCGGCUGCCGCAACGACAAGUUCGGCGGCUGCGGGUCCAUCCUCAGCCUCCACGAGGGCAACUUCGACAUCGUUGAGGGCCUGCGCGAGGCCGAGGCCGUGGACCUCUUCCGCCGCUUCUACGACCGCGAGAACAGCCGGACGCUGGGCAGCGACGCCCACGGCGACAAGCGCACGCGACGACGGACGGCGGCCCGCGACAGCGGCGUCGACGGCGCGACGUAA
Aureococcus anophagefferens is the source of this 519-nucleotide messenger RNA. RefSeq lists its product as hypothetical. The record is from RefSeq and is a predicted model, not a curated record. Gene Ontology annotation, biological process: tRNA wobble adenosine to inosine editing. Gene Ontology annotation, molecular function: tRNA-specific adenosine-34 deaminase activity; zinc ion binding. The coding region runs from base 1 to 519 and encodes 172 amino acids. NCBI's taxonomy places the organism in Eukaryota, Pelagophyceae, Pelagomonadales, Pelagomonadaceae. The transcript has a single exon.